Molecule: messenger RNA, 421 nt
Organism: Vitrella brassicaformis
Lineage: Eukaryota; Vitrellaceae
Source: the annotation of a GenBank genome assembly
CUCUCCCUCGUUGGUUGGCCGCCGUCCCGACCGAUAGAUCAAACGAAAAGACGUGCCUGGCGUGCCUAUCGGCGUGCCCGCCAUCCUGCACACACCACAUCCGCAGAGCAUGAGAAUGACUGGAGGGGCUCAACUUAGGAGUGAGUGCUCGGCUCACCUGCAUACUAGGUAUUAGUUUAAGAGGCGAGAUGCUAAGAUCUACCACGACGUCUUGACGGGUCAAGGAUAAUGGAUCACACCCGUAGCGUCAGGGAGGUGUAGCUCAACUGACAGGGGGAGCCCGAAAGGCUCUGGGUUAAACCCGCCGCCCUCGUACAAUGUGGGUUCGACCCCGCCGCCUUCCACCUAUGAGGCGUUCAGUGGAAAUUCGCCACAGCAAGUUCUUGCCUUCUUGGCUCAUCUGCAGCGCCCGUGGUUUGCC